GGAAGCUGGUACAGCAGGAGGAAGGGAACCUCAUACAGAAGAAAUCUAAGAGAGCUUUACCUGUGGUGAAUGACAUACUUUUAGCAUAAUACCCUCAAGAUCAAUCCACACUGGAUAAGAUCUCAUUAGCACAUUAUACGGCUCAGUGGUAAGGGCGCUUGCUGCCAAGCUUGAUGACUUGAGUUGGGUUCACUGGACCUUCUUGUUGACCAGCCAGCCUGGUGAGUGCAGCGACAGACAAAAAAAGGUCUCAACAAAGUAGAAGGUAAAGAAUGACAUCCAGGGUUGUCCGCUGACACAUGUGUCAUGGCACACAUGUACCCGCACCCCCAACACCCUUAAAUGAAAAAAUGAACCAGAGGAAGAUGAGCACUCAUUCCUGUGUUCAUCGGUAUCUGUGAAGACUUACUUGUCCUGUCUAUGAACAUAAGCACUGCACAGCUGAAAAAAUAUAUGCGUGUUUUCAAUAUAAUAUAUAUUACAUAUGACAUAUGGCUACAUAUUAGCAAUAUGCUGAAAAUGGAGUAGGCAUUUAACAGCAGUUGUCAUUGUUACUAUAUUCCUGUUAAUGUAAAGUAUGACCGUCUUUCAGUCACACCUGUCCGCCUAAGCCCUCAGUUCCCCAAAUUGCCAUUUUCAUAUACCCUUUUGGGGGGAGUCUGUCCUCUGUGAUGACAGGGCAAUGGCACCGAGAGGUGCUCAGAUCCUGGUCAUGAACCUGUGACUCUCUGUGAGCUCAAAGGUACAGGUGUUGCAGGUAUGAUUAUGUUAACGUCGGGGCACAGGAAGCCAAUCUUGAAAUAUUUGGGCAUGCUCAGUGUAACCACAAGCAUUCUUGUUAGUGAAGGAGGGAGAGAGUUAGGCAAGUGCUGCUGGUUUUGAAGGUGAAAGCUGAAGCCAAGAACUGUAGGUGGCCUCUAGGAGCUGAAAGAUUGGGUUGUCCCCAGAGCCUCCAGAAGGAACAAAGCCACGAGGAUACCUUCAUUUUAACUCAGGCACAGUUGUGUGGACUUCAGACGUCCAGAGCAGUCUAACAGCAAAUGCGGGCUGGGAAUCAGACUCAGGUCUUCCUACAUGCGUGGUAAACCUUUGACUGAGUCAUUUCCCCAGCUCCAGAUGUUAGAUUUUAUGGCUAAAGAACAGUAGGCACAUAAUCUGUCUGCACAUAAAUGUUUCAAGAUUUAUUACUUUUAAGGAAAGAAUUGGAGCACAGGAGGCAUCUUUACGUGGCAAAGGACAGGAGGUGCACCUUGGUUCCAUCUUGCAUUCUAGUUUUCUAUUCAGAUCCAGGCAGGAGUUAAGUGAGCGGUAUGACAGAUAAGCACAGAUGAAAACCAGCACAGCCCAGAGCCUCCGUCCACCCCCUCCAUCCUGGUCCUCUCUGGCCCCAGCCCUGCCUGCCUUUGAUGCAGGGAGCUAAGGGGCUCAAUGAAACCUGUUGGAGGUUCCAAUUAAGUCUUUGUGGACACAGCGCGCAACACACACACACACACACACACACACACACACACACACACACACACACACACACACGAGUCUCCUCAGAUAACAGACAGCAAUAAAUCCAUCAGCACAUCUACUCGGAGAGAGCAGUCUCGGCUUUCUUGCCAACAGCUGCCAAUUUUUCUCUGAGUGCCUCACAUCAAGAUGAACUGUAAGUGAGCUUUACUGGACCAGGCAGACUUCGUCUUCUUCUAUAAAGGCGACAGAAGACCCACAGCUGUCAAGGGACCUUCCUAAGCACCUGGAGGAGAAGGCCCCCACUCUCCCACUCCCUCCCCAGCCCACUCCUGCAGCCUUGCCAUGUUCCAGGUUGUUUUGGGUGCUCCUCAGCAGUUGCUGAAGGAAGCGAGGAAGUCCCGGCAGCUGGUGCUGGUGGUGGUGUUUGUGGCUCUGCUCCUGGACAACAUGCUGCUCACUGUGGUGGUGCCCAUUGUGCCCACCUUCCUGUAUGCGACAGAGUUCAAAGACGUCAACUCUUCUUUGCAUAGAGGUCCUCCUGUAAGCUCCCAGCAAGCUCUCACCUCUCCUGCCUUCUCUACCAUAUUCUCCUUCUUUGACAACACCACCAUGACUGUAGAAGAGCAUGUACCCUUCCGUGUAGCAUGGACAAAUGGCACCAUCCCUCCUCCAGUCACUGAAGCUGUCUCAGUACCUAAAAACAACUGCUUGCAAGGGAUAGAGUUCUUGGAAGAAGAAAACAUCCGGGUUGGGGUUCUAUUUGCUUCGAAGGCUUUGAUGCAACUUCUGGUCAACCCAUUUGUAGGACCUCUUACCAACAGGAUUGGCUACCACAUCCCCAUGUUUGCUGGCUUUCUGAUCAUGUUUCUCUCCACACUAAUGUUUGCUUUCUCUGGCACCUAUGCCCUGCUAUUUGUGGCUCGAACCCUUCAAGGCAUCGGAUCUUCAUUUUCAUCUGUUGCAGGGCUCGGGAUGCUGGCCAGUGUCUAUACCGACAACUACGAGAGAGGGAAAGCCAUGGGAAUUGCUUUGGGGGGCCUGGCUUUGGGGCUUCUGGUGGGAGCACCUUUCGGAAGUGUGAUGUAUCAAUUUGUGGGCAAGUCCUCUCCAUUCCUCAUCUUGGCCUUCUUGGCACUUCUGGAUGGAGCUCUCCAGCUUUGCAUCCUAUGGCCUUCCAAAGUGUCUUCUGAGAGUGCCAUGGGGACUCCACUUCUGACACUUCUCAAAGACCCUUACAUCCUGGUAGCAGCAGGUUCCAUCUGCCUGGCCAACAUGGGAGUCGCCAUACUAGAGCCCACACUGCCCAUCUGGAUGAUGCAGACCAUGUGCUCCCCUGAGUGGCAGCUAGGUCUGGCCUUCUUGCCUGCCAGUGUGGCCUACCUCAUUGGCACGAAUCUUUUUGGUGUGUUGGCCAACAAGAUGGGUCGGUGGCUGUGCUCCCUCGUUGGAAUGGUGGCAGUAGGGAUCAGCUUGCUCUGUGUGCCUCUGGCUCACAAUAUUUUUGGCCUCAUUGGCCCCAAUGCAGGCCUUGGCUUUGCCAUAGGCAUGGUGGAUUCCUCUUUGAUGCCCAUCAUGGGAUACCUGGUGGACUUACGCCACACCUCUGUGUAUGGGAGUGUCUACGCCAUCGCUGAUGUGGCAUUUUGCAUGGGCUUUGCUAUUGGCCCGUCUACCGGGGGUGCUGUUGUACAGGUCAUUGGCUUCCCGUGGCUCAUGGUCAUCAUUGGUGUCAUCAAUAUCGUCUACGCGCCUCUCUGCUGCUUCCUGCAGAACCCCCCGGCUAAGGAGGAGAAGCUUGCUAUUCUGAACCAAGAAUGCCCCAUGGAGACCCAGAUGUAUGCAACCCAGAAGCCCACAAAGGAGUUUCCCUUAGGGGAGAACAGUGAUGAUCCUGGAAGUGAGGAGUAGCUGAAGAGGGUGAUACCUGUGCCCCAUCCCAGGUGACUCCAUAAGGCUUGGAUUUCAGUGACCACCUGCUCUCCAGGGACCAGAUCACUGUGGACCGUUCGACGGGUUUUGUUUUCCUUUCAUCUGGGUGUCUCCCUUCCUCCCUUCCCAGGGAUGUCUUGUCCUUACUCACCUGUGCAACCCACCAUUCUCCCUCUGUGCUUUGACGCCAUAGGUGGCCCAUUUUUUUUGUGGGAGGACAGUGCUACCUCCUGCCAGACCAAAGUGAGGCUGAUUGAAGUUGAGUUGUGACAAGUUCUGCAAGGGAUGACUCACUUCCUGCAGGCAGUCCUGAACAAUGUGCCUGUGAAACCAGAGGGACCAAUGGCAAGCCUGGCUUUGCUCUCUGGUUUUCUUUGACAUAUUUUCAACAGAUCAUGAGAUUUGAUCUCUGUCCUGUGAUUUGUUCCCCCUGAUUUUCCCAGUUGAGCUUCAAUAGAUAGUCUUUUGCUUAUUUUAAAAUAUGUAUAUAUCUUUAUGUGUAGGUGUAUGUGUAAAAUGACUUCACCCUCAUUAAAUAAAGCCUUCCUACUUUUUUCAUUACCCAACUGAAGGAAAACAAGCAGCUUUCUCAGGCUUGAGUUAUGUCUGUUUUUUGUGAUUUCUCAUGUGUUUGUAUCUUUCCUGAACCUCUUAAACUCUUAAAAUAAAAGUAGCUCAAGGACAGAAAACAAAACAAAACAAACAAACCAAAAAGCAAGCAAAACCCCAAACCAAGAACAUUGCUUUAGACUCAAGAGUUCUCUGCAUGAAGCGAAGAGAAACUUGAAAUGUCUCCCAAUGUGUGUUUCCUAACACUAGGAGUAGAAUAAGUCGUUCAUUGUUCACACGUGUCAAUGAGUAAGUCAUUAUCCAAUUCAGACAUGAUAAGCCAGAUGCCUCUUUGUGGUAGGAGAGAGUGUGUGGGAAAAUACAGUGGGUGUUACAAACUUUGCUACAUUUUUGAAAUAAUUAUUGGGUGAUGGAGACGCAAGGGUACGGGAGACAUGACACUCACCCUAAGCAGUUUUAUUUGUUUAAGUAAACAGAAUAAAAUUUGCAAACAAC
Peromyscus leucopus (white-footed mouse) is the source of this 4455-nucleotide messenger RNA. RefSeq names its product solute carrier family 18 member A1 (gene Slc18a1). The transcript has 18 exons. Bases 1804 to 3369 code for a protein of 521 amino acids. Gene Ontology annotation, biological process: transmembrane transport; aminergic neurotransmitter loading into synaptic vesicle; xenobiotic transport. Gene Ontology annotation, cellular component: synaptic vesicle membrane; terminal bouton. NCBI's taxonomy places the organism in Eukaryota, Metazoa, Chordata, Mammalia, Rodentia, Cricetidae. The record is from RefSeq and is a predicted model, not a curated record. Gene Ontology annotation, molecular function: xenobiotic transmembrane transporter activity; serotonin:sodium:chloride symporter activity.